Molecule: messenger RNA, 1967 nt
Organism: Raphanus sativus (radish)
Lineage: Eukaryota; Viridiplantae; Streptophyta; Magnoliopsida; Brassicales; Brassicaceae
Product: replication protein A 70 kDa DNA-binding subunit A-like
Exons: 10
Coding region: 334-1854 (506 amino acids)
Biological process (GO): DNA repair; DNA recombination; DNA replication
Cellular component (GO): nucleus
Molecular function (GO): DNA binding
Source: RefSeq, a predicted model, not a curated record
UAUUCUCUUAACUAAAUCACGUUAGAACAAAAAUAUUCAUAGAUAUCUUCCACACCAAUCAUUUACUAAUUUCCAAAUUUUAACGUUUUGUAUUUAUCACACUUAAAUCUCUCGUCCUUUUAAAACUAUCCUAAAAUCACGUAAGUCAUUAUUAUCUUAAAAGAUUUAUUAUUUAUUAACCUUGCUUUUCACGGAAAGUGUAACAAAUCGAAAAUAUAUUUAUCAUUUAGUUACCUAAAAUCUAGGUAUCCUAGAGAUUUGAAAACCAAUAUAUAUAGAACAUACGUCUCAUGUAAUUCUCACAUCUCAAUCACUCUAAUCUAAAUCACUAAAAUGUCUUCGAACAAGAGUGUAUCCUUGGUCAAGAAUGUCAAACCAUACAAAACUGGUUGGUGUAUCCAAGUGAAGGUUCUUCAUUCGUGGAAGCAAUAUACCACUUAUGCUGGUCAUUCACUGGAACUGAUUUUGGUUGAUGAAAUGGGUACGAAGAUUCAUUGCUCGUGCAAGAAGGAUCACAUGUUUCGUGUUCAACGUGACUUGCCUUUGGGAGUAUGGCGCCUGGUUACCAACUUUUCACUCUCAAAUGCAACUGGUCAGUACCGACCAACCAACCAUCCUUUCAAGAUGUCUAUUACAGGCGAAACAAAGAUUGCGGAUUCAGAUUACCAUUGCGAUGACAUGUUCUUCACCUUUGCAACUUAUGAAGAUGCUGGGAAUGGGAGUAUCAAUUCACACUUUUUAAUUGAAGUAAUCGGUCAAGUUGAGAGCCUUAAAGACGUUCAGACUGUUCAAGUGAAAGGGAAGGACAGGAAAAAAGUUGAAUUCCGGCUCCGUGACACCAAGGGUGAAACGAUUGCGUGUUGUCUGUGGGGAUCAUUUGCUGAACAAAUUGAAGCUUAUGUUCAAGAAAACAAUGAUCCCAAUAUGAUUUUGGUUAUCAGAUUCGCGAAGAUUGGAUUUUAUCAAGGUGAAGUUCAAAUGACCAAUGCAUUUGAUACAUCUCUGGUUCUGAUCAAUCCGGACUUGCCUGAAGUCAAGACUUUCAGAAGCUUGUUGCCAAAAAAUGAAACUGGUCUUAUCCUUUUCGAUCAAAAUCCUAAUGGUAAGGCAAUCAAGGCUCCAAAACAAAACUGGAACGAAGUUGAAAUCAAAUCAAUCUCGGAAAUAUUGAUGGCCAUGAAGGUAGAAAACUGCAAAAUCAUUGUUUCUAUUGAAGCAAUAGAUACAGAUUGGGGCUGGUUCUAUUUUGGUCAUGAUAGGUGCAACAAACGUGCCACACAAAUUGGUUGGAAUGAUCAGAAGGAUAAACCUCUAUGGCGUUGCGAACGUUGCCGUUCUAAUGUGACCAAUGUGUCUCCAAAAUACAAACUGCAUAUUGUCGUGCAAGAUGACUCUGGUACAUGCAAGUUGUUGUUGCUGGAUACUGAAGCUCAAGCAAUAGUCGGAACCAACGCUGUUGACCUAUGGGAUGGGUCAUAUGAUGAGAUUGAAGAUCCGGAGGUGCUACCAGAACCAAUCCGAGAAUUAGUUGGGAAAUCAUUCUGUUUUGGAAUUUCAUUGGCAAAUGAUAAUGUGGCUAACGGUUCUGAUAUAUUUGUGGUCUCUCAAAUCUGGUCUGGAGAUACACUUCUCAAUGCAGUUUCACAUUCUGAAUCAUUGUCUGCUAUCAGCCCAGGCUCCUCCAUGAUCUCCGCUGCCGAGGUUUCGAAGUCAGAUCCGAACAGUACCUCAACUUCUGAAGGUUGUUCAACCCCUUUCUCCAAACGCAAAGAUGAUAAUCUGCCUGACAUGACUUCAUCGUCAAAGAAACUGUGCACCAAGUUAAUCAAGGUGGAGAAAUCGAAGACAGAAUAGUCAUGGGCAAUUUGAAGUGAUGAAGUUUGGUGGUUAUGUUUGCAGUGUUGUUUCUUCAUUUGGAUUUUCUUUUCAGUUAUUUGGAUUUAUUUGCUUCUAUUUUUAUAUUUCGG